This is a messenger RNA of Camelus dromedarius (Arabian camel), 1755 nucleotides long. RefSeq names its product RAD9 checkpoint clamp component B (gene RAD9B). Gene Ontology annotation, biological process: DNA replication checkpoint signaling; cellular response to ionizing radiation; mitotic intra-S DNA damage checkpoint signaling. The transcript is spliced from 11 exons. Gene Ontology annotation, cellular component: checkpoint clamp complex. The record is from RefSeq and is a predicted model, not a curated record. NCBI's taxonomy places the organism in Eukaryota, Metazoa, Chordata, Mammalia, Artiodactyla, Camelidae. The coding region runs from base 54 to 1292 and encodes 412 amino acids.
GGGCCGUCGAGCUGAGGCGCGCCGUUUGCCUCAAUUUUUCAGGGCUUGCAGCCAUGCUGAAGUGCGGGAUGAGCGGUAGUCAGGUGAAAGUAUUUGGGAAAGCAAUCCAAGCUCUCUCACGAAUUAAUGAUGAGCUGUGGCUAGACCCCUCUGAAAAAGGUCUUUCUUUAAGAUCUGUGAAUUCUGGUCGGUCAGCAUACGGAUGUGUCUUCUUCUCCUCUGUGUUUUUUCAACAUUAUCAAUGGUCAGUGAAAACGAAUGACAGUGACACAAUAUUGAACUUAAAUUGCAAAUUGGGAAUGAAAUCAAUUCUGCCCAUCUUUAGAUGUCUCAAUUCCCUCGAAAGAAAUGUAGAGAAGUGCAAAAUAUUCACCAGCUCUGAUAAGUGCAAAGUAGUUAUUCAGUUCUUCUGCAGACAUGGUAUUAAAAGGAUUCAUAAUAUUUGUUUUCAAGAAAGUCAGCCUGUGCAAGUUAUUUUUGAAAAGAAUAUGUGUAUUAAUACACUAAUGAUUCAGCCAAGAGUACUUGCUGAGGCAAUUGUUCUUUUUCCAUCGAGUCAAGAGGAAGUUACUCUUGCUGCUACUCCACUGAGUGUUUGCAUUAAGAGUUCUAAUGAGGAUUCGAUGGAUUUAACCAAGUCUGUAUACAGUGAGAUGUUUGUUGGCCGAGAUGAGUUUGACUUCUAUCAAAUUGGAGUCAACACUGAAAUUACAUUUUACUUCAAAGAAUUGAAGGGAAUGCUGACAUUUUCAGAAGCUACCCAUGUGCCUAUAUCCAUGUAUUUUGAUUUUCCCGGAAAACCACUGGCUUUAAGUGUUGAUGAUAUGCUAUUGGAAGCCAACUUCAUUUUGGCUACGUUAGCUGAUGAGCCGAGCAGAGCGUCUUCGCCACAAUCUCUGUGUCUUUCACAAAAACGAAAAAGGUCAGAUUCAAUACAUUCAAAUUCAAAGGCUGGUAAAAAUGCAACCAGCAAGGCCCCAGAGUAUAUCUCCAGAAAAGUAGUACCCAGAAGGCUUUAUCAUAAUGAGACUGUCACAAACAUCUCUGUGUUGGAAAACGGUGGCAGCCCUUUAAAGAACAGAGGGAACCGAGAUGUUAGUGACGUACCAGAAAGCAGUGUCAGCGACACGGAGGAAGUGCCCGGGUCUCCAUAUCUCAGGAAGUUUUCUUGCAUGUUCUUUGGAGCAGUUUCUUCUGACCAACGAGAACACUUCAACCACCCUUUCAACAGUCUGGCAACAGCAAGUGACAGUGAAGAGGACAUGAAUGAUGGCAGUUUUCCCACAUUGUAACACUAAAUGUUGGCUGAGUUGGCCUCCAACCCAUUUAUUGGCUCACUUGCAACUCAAACACAUUUUCACACUUAGUUUAUGAAGAUAUUAUUUUGGACUUCCUUGAAAUGGAGGGUGGGCUGCUGGUGUUCUGAACCUCAUCUGUACAACCACCAUAUCUAGAAAUAGCUGCUUGUCAAGUAAAUGUAAUUUGCUUUAAAUCCAUUAUGCUACUUGAGAGGCAGAACAGUUUCCUGUGCAGGGAAAAUCUCAUUAGCAUUCUUCAGUUCAGUGCACCUUCACACUAGAGCUUUUAGCACGAAUUUCUUUGCCAGUCUUAUAAAGGUAUUUAAACUUUCUUUAGCAGCCAUUUUAAGUGCAUCAAUAUACUUGUAGAGCUUUGUGACUGGUCAUCAGGUAUCUUUUGUAUUUGACUGCAAACAUUUGAGUUUUGAUGCUCUCAGACAUCGCAAAAAGUUAGGCA